AUGUUUAGGCUCCUAGUAAAAAUUACAUUUUUUAUAAAGAUCUUUCCAAAUUCAAUUUAAUUACCAAUAAGAUUACUUUUAGGAGUUACUCCUAAUGCUAUUUUUGAAGGUUCCAUAUUAAAAACUCUAACAUCUAGUGGAAUAAUAUUUAUAGAUAUAACAAAUGGACAAAUAAAAAGGCAAACAAACUGCUUCUAUACAAAUGAUGUACCAGCACAUAAGGUGUAAAAAUAUCAUGUUAGGGUAAUAGUGUACAUUUAACAUGAUAGGAUGUAAGGUGUUUAACAAGAAUUGGCCAAAAUAAAUACUUAAUCAAAAAGAUUGACUUUUACUAUAUAAAAAAAUCAAACAAAACCUCAUAAAUAAAACCAAAAAGAAACUGGGCCUUUUUCGACCCAAUAUUAUAAAAAUAAAUUAGAAAAAAAUUUAAAAUUCUAAGCAGAAAGAAUUAAUUUCCCUUUAUUAUAGAUAUUUGCAAAGAAAUAUUUAGGAAUGAAAAAGAGAACAAACAAGAAGGUUCAUUAAAAAUCAAAAAAUUUUGCAGAAGAAGAGAAAAACACUACUUUAUGA
Messenger RNA from Tetrahymena thermophila SB210, 570 nucleotides. RefSeq lists its product as hypothetical. NCBI's taxonomy places the organism in Eukaryota, Ciliophora, Oligohymenophorea, Hymenostomatida, Tetrahymenidae. The transcript has a single exon. The record is from RefSeq and is a predicted model, not a curated record.